Molecule: messenger RNA, 1828 nt
Organism: Nicotiana attenuata
Lineage: Eukaryota; Viridiplantae; Streptophyta; Magnoliopsida; Solanales; Solanaceae
Product: transmembrane protein 184C-like
Exons: 5
Coding region: 598-1533 (311 amino acids)
Biological process (GO): transport
Molecular function (GO): transporter activity
Source: RefSeq, a predicted model, not a curated record
UCCCCCUCUUUCUUUCUCUUUUUUGUAGUUAGGACUAAGUUGUGAUAUCAACAAGUAAUCUUUCUUUUUGUCUUUCCACUUACCUUUAACUCUGAUGCUUAAGCUAAGUAACAGAUUUAUUAUAGAACUGGGGCCUUUUUGAAGGCUUAGGUGAGAUUGGCAUGAAUGAAUUAAUACAGCUCUUCCAGUUAUAACAUUAAGUUGAGGACAGAAAGCAAAACUGGGUAGUUCCUGCAAUUAAUUCUCAGUUUAAUUUCCAUCACAAGUUCAUCUGGGAAUAAGGAGUGACAGUAUAAUUGUGUUAAAACCUGACUGGUAUGAGAAGUCAGAUUGGUUGUUUGGGUUUGUUAAUUGUUGCAAGUGUGAAACGUCCCAUUAUUUCUCUUUGACAUAGGGACCCCAAAGUCCACACCAUGUAUUUAAGGAAGAGACAUCUUAUGGCCUCUUUUGCUAAGCGGUAGAAAAUGGUAGAAGGGAAAAGGAGUUUGGAGGGCCUUUCUUCUGAAGGAUGUAAAAGACCUACAAGAUAUUUUGAAGAUAAAUAUAGCUUACUGUAAAAGGUCUUGAUUUUGAUAUUCUCAUUGGCUAGCUACGAAGAUGGAAUUAGAUCUUGGGCAAGUCACACUGAUAGGAUCCACUGAUUGGCUAGCUAAAAAGAUGGAAUUAGAUCGUGGGAAAGUCACACUGAUAGGAUGCACUGUAUGUCUCAUGCUGACUAUGCAUUUCAGUAUACAGCUAGUGACAGAGCAUUUUAUGUCAUGGAAGAAGCCUAAAGAGCAAAAGGCCAUAAUCGUCAUCGUCCUCAUGGCACCCUUGUAUGCUAUUGACUCCUUCAUUGGGUUGAUUGAUUUCAUGGGAAGCAAACCCUUUUUCACUUUCUUGGAUUCUGUCAAAGAAUGUUAUGAAGCAAUUGUGAUGGCUAAGUUCCUGGCAUUGAUGUACACUUACUUGAACAUAUCCAUAAGCAAAAACAUAGUCCCUGAUGAAAUUAAGGGAAGACAGAUUCACCACUCAUUCCCAAUGACACUCUUCCAGCCUCACACUGCUCAUUUGAACCAUCAUACGUUGAAGCUUCUCAAGAACUGGACAUGGCAGUUUGUUGUGAUUCGCCCUGUAUGCUCCAUCUUAAUGAUUUUUCUACAACUUCUCGGAGUGUACCCUAGUUGGGUUAGCUGGACCUUUACCAUGAUCUUAAACAUAUCCGUUUCACUGGCUUUGUAUUCUCUUGUGAUUUUCUACCAUGUCUUUGCAAAAGAGUUGGCACCUCACAAGCCACUAGCCAAGUUCCUGUGUGUCAAAGGAAUUGUCUUUUUUGUUUUCUGGCAGGGUAUUCUGCUUGACAUUCUAGUAGCACUAGGCAUAAUCCGAUCUCAACAUUUCUGGCUUGACGUGGAGCAUAUUCAGGAAGGUAUUCAGAAUGUACUAGUGAUUGUGGAGAUGGUUUUCUUUGCUAUCUUUAUGCGUCAUGCAUACAGUGCUGCACCAUAUCGCCAAGAAGCUGUUACAAGUUCAGGAGAUAAAAAGAAAGAGUGAUAAUGCAACAUGUAUUGUCGUGAAAAUCAUCUUCAGAUAUCUGUCUCUUCUUCCUAUUCCUUGUAUGUCAUCUUGGACUUGCUUGUUGAUGUACACUAGAUUCUUCUAUUAAAUAAAUAUCCUCAAUGGAGUCAUAAGCAUGCAGAAAUUGAUGGAGUAAGUAGAACUAGUGUUUUAUCAUCAGGCAGUAUAGUUGUACCUUGCACCUAUUUCAAGAUAUGUAGAGAUGGAAAAAGAUCUUAUUAGAACUAGACAGAUCAACUAGAAUAUAUUGUGAGACAGACUUAGAACUGAA